Molecule: messenger RNA, 300 nt
Organism: Ilex paraguariensis (yerba mate)
Lineage: Eukaryota; Viridiplantae; Streptophyta; Magnoliopsida; Aquifoliales; Aquifoliaceae
Source: the annotation of a GenBank genome assembly
AUGUUAGAAGGCAAAGCUUUGAUAGAAGAUACUGACAUGCCUGUGAAGAUGCAGAUACAAGCCAUGACCUCUGCGUGUCAAGCUCUUGAUCUCUACGAUGUUUUUGAUUGUAAAUCCAUUGCUGCCCACAUUAAAAAGGAGUUCGACUUGAGAUAUGGGAAUGGGUGGCAGUGCGUGGUGGGAUCAAACUUUGGGUGUUUCUUCACUCAUACUAAAGGAACUUUCAUCUACUUCACCUUGGAGACUCUAAACUUCCUCAUCUUCAAAGGGGCUUCUUCUUCACCCUUAUCUUUCCCUUGA